UGGAAGUAGAAGGUGAAGAGUUGAAGAAAAGGAAGCAGGUUGGCGAAGAUACAGUGCACGUCUCUUCGUCACCUGGGGAUUUUUGGCGAUCUCGCAACGGACCUCGCAAGUUUUUCGACCGUUAUAGCCUACCUAAAGUCUGUCGGCCAAUUGCAGGUUUAUUAUUGCAAUCAGGUUGCUUGAAAGGAACUAGAGAAAGUAUAGAUAACUAGAAAAAAAAUUAGGAAGCCUUGAUUCUCUCUAAAUCGCGUAGUCAGAGGGCUGAACUCAGUAAGGCAAAGACAAAAUGUGUACAGUUACUCAAUAUACAGGGUGCAGUAGUAAGGCUAAGGCUCAGUGGUUGAGAGAUGCUCAGAAGUAUUAUAGGAAAAAGAAGAAAACUCUGUAUUCCAAAGAUUCAGGAUGAGGAGGGGCAAUGCAGAGAAGGGGGAGAGGAAGUUGCAAAGGCUGCAAUUGAUUACUUGUAGAGAACUUCUAAUAUUGACUCAAAAUCUGGAAACCUGACUUGCAUCGAGUAUAUACAAGCCAGAGAAUCUGAUGAAGAUAAUGCUAUGCUCAUGGCAAAACCAACUAAGGAGGAACCAAAAGCUAGUGAGAUUGAUAUUGAUCCAACAAGUGCAGCAGGACCAGAUGGGUUAAAUGCUUUGUUCUAUCAGAAGUGUUGGCCAUACAUAGUGCUGUGACUGCUUUCUUCUCGGGUGCCAACAUUCCUAGGUUCUUACAUACAUAUCUUGUACGUUGCCAAAGGUUGGUUAUAUUGCCCUCCAUAUGGUGAUAAUAUAGGUCUUAUUAUCCCGUCAAAAGUGCCUCUAAGUGAGUCAUUCAACAAGAACAUCCCUCCUGGAGAAAGUUACACCCCAAAAGAAGUAAUCGACCAGCAAAGAAGUUUAGGGAGAGAACACGUGAUGUGUGGGUUAGGAGCAUAUCACAAGUUCAAACCCUUCCACUGGCAAAAGCAUGUUAUUUAAGUGGAUAAGUGUAGAGGCAUGCCUAUUAUCCACUGUUUUUAUGAACUGUGUGCCACUGAUAGGACUGGUGGUUGAUUUGACAAACACUGACCGUUACUACCCAGAAUCAGAUUGGACUAGUCACGGUAUUAGACAUGUUAAGUUUUUAUGCUAUGUGUUUAUCCAGAUUCGGUGCCCGGGACAGGACUCUGUACCUGAUGCUGAGUCCGUAGAUAGAUUUAUUUCUGAGGUUGUGCAAUUGACAUCUCAAGAAUCUCAAGCAAGUAAGUAUGUUGUUGUCCACUGCACUCAUGGUCACAACCGAACAGGCUAUAUGAUUGUACAUUUUCUUGUACGUAAUCAGUCAGUUAGUGUUAGUGAGGCACUAGCAACGUUUGCCCAAGCACGCCCUCCUGGAAUUUAUAGACAGAUGUAUGUUGAAGCGUUGUAUGACUUCUAUUUUCAAUCAAAGCCUGAGCUUCUUGUUUGUCCCGAAACUCCCGAAUGGAAGAGGGACUCUGAUCAAGAUAAUGAAGUUGUUGCUCCUUCUGGGAAUCUUUCAACAACAGGUGCUGUGUCAGAUGCAGAUUUUAGGGGUGAAUGUAUCCCAUUCGCUGAGGUUCAGAGAAUGAGGAACUUCUGCUAUCUAGUGCUUAAUUUGCAUGUACAGGCGACGAGAAAUACCCAAAUUCCAGGAUCACACCCGGUCUCUCUCAACAGGGGCAAAUUGCAUCUUCUUAGUCAGCAACUCUACCAUGUCACUUGGAGUGCUGGGGUGCCACGAUGCAUGAUGCUAAUAGACAAGGAGGAUUGUUAUUUGAUUGAUCCACAGUUCUAUUUCAGGAAGGUCCAGUUGCGAUUUCCUCGCAAACAUAUCUAUGAGGGUAGAGCUGACAUUACUCAUUGCUGCACGUUACUUGAUGGUGAAUUGAUUACUGAGACUGAGACUGAGACACAAGUGAAGAGGACUAUUUACCUCAUCUAUGAUAUGAUGGCAUUUAAUGAAUCCUCUGUUACAGAGCUACCUUUCCAUCAUAGAUUAAGGCUAAUUGAAGAAGAGGUGAUCCGUCCCCGAAACUUUGAACGUGAUUUUUUGUCCACGUGCAUAAAUCCGUACCACCACUAUGGCCUGGAGCAAUUUGAAGUGAGGAGGAAGGAUUUCUAUUUGCUAUCUGCAGCUUCUACGCUCAUAAAAGAUAUAACGCCUAGUCGUCCACAUUCAGCUGAUGGGCUUAUAUUUCAGGCCUGGAAUGCAACUUAUGAGCCCCGGGAUCAUGAUGGGCGUUUGAAAUGGAAAUAUCCUGGAACAAAUACUGUUGAUUUUCUAUUUGAGGUGGGAGUUGAUGGUAGUAGUUUGCUUUAUCUGCAAGAACACGGAAACAAGAAACUAAUUGAGGGUUGCAGAGUGAUGUUUAAAGAUGCAACUGAUUUAUUGUUGUACUCGGGUAGAAUAAUUGAGUGUUCCUGGAACUCUCAUGAAGAUGCUUGGAGUUUUGUGCAGAUCCAAACAGACAAAUCAAACCCAGAUGAUAUCAGUGUCUACGAGGAGGCAAAGCGCAACAUAGAGGGCAUUCUUACAGAGGAUACCUUGUUGGAUGAGAUAGAUAAAGUCGCAGGUUUACCUGUAUACUCUGACUGGGCAAAUCGUCACAGUGGAACUUUUAGAAAUGUCUGGAAAAGGCAGUAAGGGAUUUGCUGCUGUUUGUUCCCCAAUACAUCUUCUCUUUUUCACCAUUGAGGGUUGAGUUGAGAGACGGAGGAGGAGGUUUUAGUCUAGUUAAAAAUGAUUGCAGGUUCUUUGUAGUCGUCAUUCAUCAUUCAGGCUUAUUUUUCUUCUCAAAUUCUGAUUUGCCAAAGUUGAAAGAGUGACAAUAUAGGGAUUUUGUCUCUCCCCGCAUCGAGGGAUUGAGUUGAGAGGCAGAUGGUUAUAGUCUAAUUAAAAAUGACUGCAGGUUCUUUGCAGUCGACAUUCAUCAUUCAGGGGUGCAAGUAUUGGGCAUUAAAUUUUUGUUUGCUCAGUCCAUCAGAACUAUGGGAAUGUCAAGGCAAUAUCAAAUAUGAGAUCUAGGUGGUGAUUGGAAAAUUUUCUAGGAAAGGUAAACGCGAAAUAGUAAUAUUUUCUUUUAAAUUUAUUGUUCAAAGUAGAGGCUUGUUGUAAUUUCGUGUAUCUACUGUAAGAUGUGGUUAAGGACAUAUGUAGGAGCUGAUAUCUUAAAUUGAAAUAUUAACUCUUGCUGUUUUCUAUCCUCACAAUUUGGUAGUUUAGCUUAAUCCAGGUGCUAUUGAUAGCAAAACAGCAUAUGCUUUUAUUUCUUGUGAAAUAGAGGAAUGACCAAUCCUGAUAA
Molecule: messenger RNA, 3292 nt
Organism: Solanum lycopersicum (tomato)
Lineage: Eukaryota; Viridiplantae; Streptophyta; Magnoliopsida; Solanales; Solanaceae
Source: RefSeq, a predicted model, not a curated record